Brassicogethes aeneus is the source of this 10153-nucleotide messenger RNA. Lineage: Eukaryota; Metazoa; Arthropoda; Insecta; Coleoptera; Nitidulidae. The record is from the annotation of a GenBank genome assembly.
AAAAUAUGAGUGAUGCAUUUUUAGGUUAUAAUGAAUGUUGUUUCAUCGUUUUUAUGUAAAUAUAGCGAUUUAUUGAAGUGAUUUUGCGUAAAAAUGGUUCGUGGAGGGAGGGAUAGAAGCCGGACUCCGGAAAAAAGGCGGAAGCGGUCGAGGAGCAGGAGUUAUGAGAGGGUUAAAGCGCUUAGGCAUAGAAGGAGUCGUUCGAGGGAAAACAGGAGAAGAAGUAGGAGUAGAUCGAAGGAAAGGAGGAGUAGGUCAAGGGAUAGGAGGGAAAGAGAUAGAGUUGAUAGAGAAAGGAGAUCAUAUAGCAGAGAAAGGGAUAAUAGGAGGGCUGACAAACGUGGUGGAACUGGAAAAUCAAGGCGUAGAGACAAAUCUCGCUCAAGAUCGCGCUCCAAAGAAAAAACUGAAGAUUCUGGUCUCUCAUUUGACCCCAAUAAUUUGGACAAAGAAGAAGAACAGAAAAAAUUGGAGUUGGAGAUGCAGAAAAGACGAGAACGGAUAGAGCGUUGGAGAGCCGAACGUAAGAAAAAAGAGCAAGAAGCCACAAAAAAGGAAGCACAGAAAGGCACCCUGGUGCAAAACCUAACAAUCCCCCAAGGCGCCGUCAAAAAGUGGUCACUCGAGGACGAUUCCGAGGACGAAGACAAAGGUGAGGUUAAAUCCGACAAAACGCAUAAAAAAGAUGGCCACUGCGAAGAAAAAGUCGAAGAAAUACCCGAAGAAGAACCCCCUAAACCCCCAGAACCGGAAAAAGCCCCGGAAGAAGAUGUGGACCCUCUGGAUGAGUUCAUGAAGAGUGUACAAGAAGAGGUUCGCAAAAUCAACAAAUUUGAAGUAAAGAAACCCGGCUCGAACGAUACUAAAAGCUCCAUGGUCAUUGUAAGCGGCGUUGCCAAAGCCAAAGCCAGUAAAAAUAAGGGAGAGUUAAUAGAGCAGAAUCAAGACGGUCUCGAAUAUUCCUCUGAGGAAGAGCAAGAAGAUUUGAAGGAUACUGCGGCUAAUAUAGCUAAUAAACAGAAAAAAGAAUUGGCCAAAAUUGAUCACGAUAACAUCCGGUACAUUUCGUUUAGGAAGAGUUUUUAUGUCGAAGUCCCGGAAAUCGCUAAAAUGACCCAAGAUGAGGUGGACGCCUAUAAGGAGGAAAUGGAGGGCAUUAGAGUGAAAGGUAAAGGGUGUCCCAAGCCCAUCAAAACGUGGGCGCAAUGCGGCGUUUCCACUAAGGAACUGAACACCCUGAAAAAAAUGGGCUUCGAGAAGCCCACUCCUAUCCAGGCGCAAGGUAUACCGGCCAUUAUGUCCGGUAGGGAUUUGAUCGGUAUCGCGAAAACGGGAAGCGGUAAAACGCUUGCGUUUUUGUUGCCGAUGUUCAGGCACAUUUUGGACCAACCUCCUCUGGAGGAAACCGACGGUCCGAUCACCAUCAUCAUGACCCCGACCAGAGAGCUGUGCAUGCAGAUCGGCAAGGACAUCAAGAAGUUCACGAAGAGUUUGAACCUGCACGCCGUGUGCGUGUACGGCGGCACGGGGAUAUCGGAGCAGAUAGCCGAGCUGAAGCGGGGCGCCGAGAUCAUAGUGUGCACGCCGGGCCGCAUGAUCGACAUGCUCGCCGCCAACAGCGGCAAGGUGACGAACCUGCGCCGCGUCAGCUACAUAGUCUUGGACGAGGCGGACCGCAUGUUCGACAUGGGCUUCGAACCGCAGGUGAUGCGCAUCAUCGACAACGUGCGCCCCGAUCGGCAGACCGUCAUGUUCAGUGCGACUUUUCCCCGGCAGAUGGAGGCGCUCGCGCGCAGGAUCUUGCAGAGGCCCAUCGAAGUUCAGGUUGGUGGUAGAUCUGUGGUUUGCAAAGAGGUCGAACAAAACGUGGUUAUCAUUGAAGAGGACAACAAGUUUUUGAAACUUCUAGAAUUGCUAGGUUUAUACCAAGAACAUGGAAGCAUUAUUGUAUUCGUUGAUAAGCAAGAAAAUGCCGAUAUUUUACUGAAAGAAUUGAUGAAAGCUGCCUAUAACUGCCUAAGCUUACACGGGGGUAUCGACCAGUUUGACAGGGACUCCACCAUAAUAGAUUUCAAAUCGGGGAAAGUCAAACUUUUGAUUGCCACUUCGGUAGCAGCCAGGGGGUUGGAUGUAAAGCAACUAAUACUGGUGGUGAAUUACGACUGCCCGAACCAUUACGAGGACUACGUUCAUAGAUGCGGCCGGACGGGAAGGGCCGGCAAUAAAGGUUUCGCCUACACCUUCAUCACCCCGGAGCAGUCGAGAUACGCCGGCGACAUAGUCCGGGCGCUGGAGCUGGCCACCGUGCCGGUCCCCGAGGCGCUCCGCGCUCUCUGGGACAGCUACAAGCAGAAGCAGGAAUCGGAGGGCAAGAAGGUGCACUCGGGGGGCGGUUUCAGCGGCAAAGGCUUCAAGUUCGACGAGAACGAAGCCGCCGCAGUCAACGAGCGCAAGAAGUUCCAGAAGGCGGCGCUCGGCCUGGCCGACUCGGACGACGAAGACUUGGAGCACGACAUCGACCAGCAGAUCGAGAGCAUGUUCGCGACGAAGAGGACGGUGAAGGAGAUCAAGGCUCCGCUCGGCAUCAUCAACCACGCCACCAUGGGGAACACCGGCACGGCCGUCGACAAGCUGGAGCUGGCGAAAAGGUUGGCCUCGAAAAUCAACCUGACCAAAAACUCGAGCCUGGACACGAAGUUCGCUACGCAGCAAGCUGCGGAAUCGAUCCUCAAGGGCAGCGGAAGCCAGCCUCCGAUAACCGCUAAGACGGUAGCUGAGCAGCUGGCCGCGAAGCUCAACACGAAGCUGAACUAUCAACCUAAAGACGAUGAGGAUCGUUUGGACGACGAUUCGGAGCAGACGUUCAGGAAAUACGAGGAGGAGUUGGAGAUAAACGAUUUCCCCCAACAAGCAAGGUGGAGAGUCACAUCUAAAGAAGCCUUGGCUCAAAUUUCUGAAUAUUCCGAAGCCGGUAUUACAGUUAGAGGUACGUAUGUGCCUACAGGAAAGUCGCCCCCUGAAGGUGAAAGAAAAUUGUACUUGGCGAUUGAAAGUACUUCAGAUAUAGCCGUUUCUAAAGCAAAAUCCGAAAUUACCAGAUUAAUCAAAGAAGAGUUGCUUAAAUUGCAAACGGCCGGUCACCACACCUUUAAUAAGGCUAGGUAUAUAAACCAAUUAAACCCAACUUCAACCAUCAGAUUUCUAAAGUUUGUCUUUGAAAGACAAACAAAAAUGAAAUUAGUGAUUUUAACCGCCCUUCUGGGCUUUGCAGCAUUAUCUUUGUCAUCACCUACACAAGACAUUGGCAAAAUUGAUGAUAAGGAAUUUUUGAGUAAACAAUUGGGUGUUUUAAAGUUGUUUUACUUGAUACAACAACCUAGUUUUAAUGAGGAAUUUAUAAAAAUCGCUGAAGAGUUUAAAAUUGAGAACCAUGCGGAUUUUUACAAAGAUCACCAAGCGUACAAAAACUUCAUGGAUUUCUAUAGGUAUGAGGAAUUUUUGCCUAGGGGGGCAAUUUUUUCUAUUUUCAAUGAUAAACAUGUCGAACAAGUGAAAGUACUAUUCAAACUCUUUUACUACGCUAAAGAUUAUGAAACUUUUUAUAAAACUUCCAUAUGGGCAAGGCAAUACUUCAAUGAAGGUCUAUUUUUGUACACUUUUUCCGUUGCUAUAUUGAACCGUCCCGAUACGAAGGGGGUCGUUUUGCCACCUAUAUACGAGGUGUAUCCACAUUAUUUUUUCAAUGCUGAAUCUUUGAAUGAGGUUGAUAUUUAUAAGCAGACUUUUACUGGUGAGAAAAUCGAGAAUUUUGAGGUUUACGCAAAUUAUUCUGGAUAUAAUCUGAAUCUGAACCCUGAGCAAUCUCUUAGCUAUUUUACAGAAGAUAUCGGUCUUAACUCUUACUACUACUACUUUAACCUGUUUAACCCCUUCUGGUUGUCGGGUAAGAAGUUUAAUUUGUAUGAAAAUCGCGGUGAAUUGUACUAUUAUUACUACCAGCAACUUUUAUCAAGAUUUUAUCUGGAACGUCUCUCAAAUGGUUUUGGGGAAAUUUCUUAUUUCAACUACGAUGUCCCAUUCGAAACCUCAUUUAAAUCGUCUUUGAGAUAUCCAAAUGGAUUAUCUUUCCCUGAAAGGCCUAAGUUUGCCAAAUUACACGAAUAUUUCUAUAAUUAUGGACAAAAGUGGAGUUUCAAGUCCAAAUAUGGUUACAGUUAUUCUUUCAUUAAAGACUAUGAAAGGAGAAUUGUUGAUGCUAUAGAUGCUGGCUUUAUACUUAAGUCAAAUGGUGAUAAAUACUUCUUCAGCAACGAUAAGGAUAAGUACUCUAGCAAGGCCUUCAAUACUUUAGGAGCCUUAAUAGCCAAUUAUAACCACGAAUUUGCUUUUCCGCAGUACUAUGGACAUUAUGAAGCGUUUUCAAGGCAUCUAUUAGGAUAUUCAGAGCAACCUCUGGAAGAUAACAAAUUGGUGCCCUCUGCAUUGGAACACUACGAAACUUCGUUGAGAGACCCAGCCUUCUACCAACUUUACAAAAGAAUUCUAUUGUUUUUCCAGAGAUACAAGAGUUAUCUGCCAAGUUACACCAAGGAAGAGUUAACAUUCAAUGGUGUCAAAAUUGAAAAAGUGAACUUUAACCGCUUGGAAACAUACUGCGAUUAUUAUAAAGCCGUAGUCAGUAAUGCUGUUUACCACACAAAGGAAGAAUACAACAAAAGGACAUUCAGAGCCUCAAUCAAACAAAAACGAUUAAAUAACAAAGACUUUAACUACGAAAUAGAAGUUAAAUCCGACAAGGACGUAAAGGCGACCGUCAAAAUCUACUUCGGGCCGAAAUACGACGAAUACGGACGUUCCAUCGACAUCGCAGAAAACAGAUUCAACUUCGUGAAACUCGACAGCUUCGAAUACAACUUAAGAUCGGGUGUCAACAUUAUCAAGCGUUCUUCAAACGAAUCAAGAUUUUACACCAACGACUUGACGUCUUCCUACGAUUUAUACGAGGCCGUCAAAAAAUCGGCAGAAUUUUCCACGGACUAUGUGGAAUCGCUUUACAAAUUCCCAAGGAGAUUGAUGUUGCCCAAAGGGUCAGAGAAGGGCAUCCCGUUGCAGUUCUACGUGUUUAUAGCGCCGUAUGUAAAAGGGACUGGCAACAGUUUGGAUGGGUAUCCCCUGGGAUAUCCAUUCGAUCGCCCCAUCAGAUUUGAGAAGAUGUUCCAUGAUGUACCAAACUCGUACUUUUAUGAGGCCAAAGUCUACCACAAGCAAUACUUCAAUAAAGGUCCAUUUUUGUACAAUUUUUCCGUUGCUAUAUUGAACCGUCCCGAUACGAAGGGGGUCGUUUUGCCACCUAUAUACGAGGUGUAUCCACAUUAUUUCUUCAAUGCUGAAUCUUUGAAUGAGGUUGAUAUUUACAAGCAGAGUUUUACUGGUGAGAAAAUUAAGAAUUUUGAGGUUUACGCAAAUUAUUCUGGAUAUAAUCUGAAUCUGAACCCUGAGCAAUCUCUUAGCUAUUUUACAGAAGAUAUCGGUCUUAACUCUUACUACUACUACUUUAACCUGUUUAACCCCUUCUGGUUAUCGGGUAAGGAGUUUAAUUUAUAUGAAAAUCGCGGUGAAUUGUACUAUUAUUACUACCAGCAACUUUUAUCAAGAUUUUAUCUGGAACGUCUCUCAAAUGGUUUUGGAGAAAUUUCUUAUUUCAACUACGAUGUCCCAUUCGAAACCUCAUUUAAAUCGUCUUUGAGAUAUCCAAAUGGAUUAUCUUUCCCUGAAAGGCCUAAGUUUGCCAAAUUACACGAAUAUUUCUAUAAUUAUGGACAAAAGUGGAGUUUCAAGUCUAAAUAUGGUUACAGUUAUUCUUUCAUUAAAGACUACGAAAGGAGAAUUGUUGAUGUUAUAGAUGCUGGCUUCAUACUUAAGUCAAAUGGUGAUAAAUACUUCAUCAGCAACGAUAAGGAUAAGUACUCUACCAAGGCCUUCAAUACUUUAGGAGCCUUAAUAGCCAAUUAUAACCACGAAUUUGCUUUUCCGCAGUUCUAUGGACAUUAUGAAGCGUUUUCAAGGCAUCUAUUAGGAUAUUCAGAGCAACCUCUGGAAGAUAACAAAUUGGUGCCCUCUGCAUUGGAACACUACGAAACCUCGUUGAGAGACCCAGCCUUCUACCAACUUUACAAAAGAAUUCUAUUGUUUUUCCAGAGAUACAAGAGUUAUCUGCCAAGUUACACCAAGGAAGAGUUAACAUUUAAUGGUGUCAAAAUUGAAAAAGUGAACUUCAACCGCUUGGAAACAUACUGCGAUUAUUUUAAAGCCGUAGUCAGUAAUGCUGUUUACCACACAAAGGAAGAAUACAACAAAAGGACAUUCAGAGCCUCAAUCAAACAAAAACGAUUAAAUAACAAAGACUUCAACUACGACAUAGAAGUUAAAUCCGACAAGGACGUAAAGGCGACCGUCAAAAUCUACUUCGGGCCGAAAUACGACGAAUACGGACGUUCCAUCGACAUCGCAGAAAACAGAUUCAACUUCGUGAAACUCGACAGCUUCGAAUACAACUUAAGAUCGGGUGUCAACAUUAUCAAGCGUUCUUCAAACGAAUCAAGAUUUUACACCAACGACUUGACGUCUUCCUACGAUUUAUACGAGGCCGUCAAAAAAUCUGCAGAAUUUUCCACGGACUAUGUGGAAUCGCUUUACAAAUUCCCAAGGAGAUUGAUGUUGCCCAAAGGGUCCGAAAAGGGAACCCCUUUGCAGUUCUACGUGUUCAUAGCGCCUUAUGUUAAAGGGACAGGCAACAGUUUGGAUGGGUAUCCCCUGGGAUAUCCGUUCGAUCGCCCCAUCAGAUUCGAGAAGAUGUUCCAUGAUGUACCAAACUCGUACUCUUAUGAGGCCAAAGUCUACCACAAGCAAUACUUCAAUGAAGGUCUAUUUUUGUACACUUUUUCCGUUGCUAUAUUGAACCGACCCGAUACCAAGGGGGUCGUUUUGCCACCUAUAUACGAGGUGUAUCCACAUUAUUUCUUCAACGCUGAAUCUUUGAAUGAGGUUGAUAUUUAUAAGCAGACUUUUACUGGUGAGAAAAUUAAGAAUUUUGAGGUUUACGCAAAUUAUUCUGGAUAUAAUCUGAAUCUGAACCCUGAGCAAUCUCUUAACUAUUUUACAGAAGAUAUCGGUCUUAACUCUUACUACUAUUACUUUAACCUGUUUAACCCCUUCUGGUUAUCGGGUAAGGAGUUUAAUUUAUAUGAAAAUCGCGGUGAAUUGUACUAUUAUUACUACCAGCAACUUUUAUCAAGAUUUUAUCUGGAACGUCUCUCAAAUGGUUUUGGGGAAAUUUCUUAUUUCAACUACGAUGUCCCAUUCGAAACACCAUUUAAAUCGUCUUUGAGACAUCCAAAUGGAUUAUCUUUCCCUGAAAGGCCUAAGUUUGCCAAAUUACACGAAUAUUUCUAUAAUUAUGGACAAAAAUGGAGUUUCAAGUCCAAAUAUGGUUACAGUUAUUCUUUCAUUAAAGACUAUGAAAGGAGAAUUGUUGAUGCUAUAGAUGCUGGCUUCAUACUUAAGUCAAAUGGUGAUAAAUACUUCUUCAGCAACGAUAAGGAUAAGAACUCUACCAAGGCCUUCAAUACUUUAGGAGCCUUAAUAGCCAAUUAUAACCACGAAUUUGCUUUUCCGUCGUACUAUGGACAUUAUGAAGCGUUUUCAAGGCAUCUAUUAGGAUAUUCAGAGCAACCUUUGGAAGAUAUCAAAUUGGUGCCCUCUGCAUUGGAACACUACGAAACUUCGUUGAGAGACCCAGCCUUCUACCAACUUUACAAAAGAAUUCUAUUGUUUUUCCAGAGAUACAAGAGUUAUCUGCCAAGUUACACCAAGGAAGAGUUAACAUUCAAUGGUGUCAAAAUUGAAAAAAUUAUAGAAGUCAAGAAAUUGACCUUUAUACUUAAUAUAAAGCAUCACAUAGUAAAAAUAGUUUAUACUUGCAUGUUUUGCGGGCCUGCAAACAUGACGUAUUUUGUGGUAACAUUAUUUUUAAGCCUUUGUGCAUUUGGGUUUACCCAGAAGAGUGAGCACUAUAAAGUCGCUGACAAAAAGUACUUGGAACAUCAAAAAGAUGUCUUGUUGUUGUUUAAAUACGUAAAUCAGCCAACGUAUUUCAAGGAACAUACAGAAAUACUUCAGAAAUGGAAGUGGGAUGACUUUGAAAAUGAAUUUGGUUCUCCGGAUGUAUUUAAACAAUUCUGGGAGUACUAUAAGUACGAAGAACUUUUACCGAGGGGAGAAAUUUUUUCUGUGUUCAAUUAUGCACAUCUUCAGCAAGUGAAGAUGCUUUUCAGGAUGUUCUACCACGCCAAGGAUUUUAAAACGUUCUACAAUUUUGCAGUAUGGUGCCGUCAAAAUAUCAACGAAGGCCUAUUUUUGUACACUGUUUCUGUAGCUAUAGUCCACAGACCGGAUACCUAUGGGAUUAUCAUACCACCUAUCUACGAGAUAUAUCCGAACUACUUUUUCGAUGGUGUGGUUAUAAACGAGGCUCAAAAAUACAAGCAAAUGUGGGAUGGGGUUAAAACACAGAAAGGGUAUCAUAUUAUUAAGUCUAAUUACUCAGGAGAAUAUUUGAACUUACAUCCGGAACAAUCCAUGUCUUACUUUAUGGAAGAUGUUGGUAUCAACAAUUUUUACUACUAUUUCAACCUCUUCUACCCCUUCUGGAUGCCAUCGGAAGAAUAUAAAAUCCAAAACGACAAACGCGGUGAAUUGUACUACUACUUCUAUCAACAAAUAUUAGCUAGAUUCUACCUGGAAAGACUUUCAAACGAUUUCGGUGAAAUUCAAAACUUCAACUGGCAAGUUCCAUUCGAAACCCCCUACGAACCUUCACUGCGCUAUCAAAACGGUCUGGAAUUCCCAUCGAGACCUAAAUUCGCAAGAUUGGAAGAAUAUUUUUACAACUACGGCCAAACUUGGUCCUGGAAGGGAAAGCAAAGUUAUGGCUACACUCUUAUAAAUGAGUACGAGCAACGAUUACACGAUGCCAUGGAUUCCGGUUUUGCAAUCAACGAAAAAGGCGACAAAAUCGACAUGUUCAAAGAAGAUGGCCUGAACAUCCUGGGAAACCUCAUCCAAGGCAACGCUGAUUCCCCACUUUCAAACUACUACGGAUCAGUGGAAUUUUACGCGAGGCAUUUGCUAGGCUACGCCUACCAACCUUUAAACAAACACCAACUUUUACCAUCCAGUUUGGAACAUUUUGAGACUUCCAUGCGGGAUCCAGCUUUCUACCAGUUGUACAAAAAAAUUGUGUUGUAUUUCCAGAGGUAUCUGGCUUAUAAACCUGUGUACACCCAAGAUGAGUUGGCAUUUGAUGGGGUUAAAAUCGAGAGGGUUGACUUUGAUCGUUUGGUUACCUACUUCGACACCUUUGAUUCCGAUAUCAGCAACGUCGUGUAUGUUACACCGGAAGAAUACCAAAAAGACGACUUUAGAGUGUACGCUAGGCAAUACCGUUUGAAUCACAAAGCCUUCAACUAUAACAUACAUGUUAAAUCCAGUAAGGAUGUCAAGGCGGUGGUAAAAAUAUUUUUGGGUCCAAAGUACGAUGAGUAUGGCCGCUAUAUCAACAUAAGCGAAAACAGGCUCAACUUCGUUGAAUUCGAUCAUUUCGUUUACGAUUUGAAAUCAGGGGAUAACAAUAUUAAAAGGAACUCUUUUGAGAACACCAUGUAUGGGCCAGAUCGCCUCUCGUAUCACGAUUUGUACAAAAAAGUCUUCAACGCUUUGAAAAAUCAAGAAGAAUUUCACUUGGAUGGCUCUCAACAGUACUUCCAGUUCCCGCAACGCUAUAUGCUACCAAUGGGCAAAAAAGAAGGAAUGCCCUUCCAAUUUUUCACCAUCGUUUACCCAUAUGUUGAGUACGAAGGUAAACAUGAACCCAUGGGUGAAUUUUUCUAUCCCAGAGUGGGCAGUGGGUCGUAUUUUGUCGACAACUACCCACUUUCAUAUCCUUUCGACCGUUACAUCAAGUUUGAGAAAAUGUGGCGCGACAUGCCUAACAUGUACUUCAAGGAAGAGUUGAUUUAUCAUACCGAUGCCAAAAAUAUACAAUCCACGCAUUAAAAUGUCAAAUUUUGAAAAAAUAUAAUAACUUUUUUAUUAA